AUGACACCCACUAGCACCUUCUUGGAACCGGUGGCUAUUAUAGGCAUGGCCUGUGAAUUUGCUGGUGAUAUUCAUAAUCCAAAUGAUCUAUGGCAUGCAUUGGAUGAAAGUCGGGAUGUCGGUAGCGCAAUACCUCGUGAUCGGGUUGAUUUUGAAUCAUAUUGCGCUCAUAUGUUCAAUAUGGAUAAUCAUGGACAGUUUCAUGAAAAACUUAUUCGUGCAGGAUAUUUCCUCUCCAAUAAGCAAUGGGAUAUGUUCGACGCAAGCUUUUUUGGUCUAUCCGAUGCUGAAGCAGGCAGUGUUGAUCCAUGUCAUCGAUUACUCAUGCUCAAAUUUGUUCAUUUGCUUGACGAUGCUGGCUACACUAUCGAUAAAAUGAAUGGGUCACGAACUUCUGUCCACAUCGGACAGUUUUCCAAUGAUCAUACUUAUACAACAUUUCGCAUGAAGCCAGAACAUCGAUCCAGAUUUCAUGGACCAAAUAGUUUUCUGUACAAUGCUGCUGCUCGUUUAUCCUAUCAUUUCAAUUUGCAAGGUCCUACCGUAUCGAUGGACGUUGCCUGUUCAUCGUCGCUGAGCGCAGUACAUUCAGCUAUGCAAACUCUUCGUGUACGUGAAGCAGAUAUGGCUGUAUGUGGCGGCGUAAAUAGUAUCUAUUCUCCAGAGAAUUUUCUAUGGAGUUCAGUAGCUGGUGCUGAAUCACCUGAUGGACGAAGUCGAUCGUUUAGUGUUGAUGCUAAUGGUUAUGCUAAAGGUGAUGGUCUUGGUCUUCUUUUGUUGAAACGACUAACUGAUGCUGAACGCGAUGGUGAUCGCAUCUAUUGUGUUAUUCGUGAUGCACUUAGUGGUCAAGAUGGAAAUGAAGAUAAGAGUAGUUUUACUGUUCCAUCGGGUGUAGGACAAGCACGUCUACUAACUGAAAUUUACUCAAGAACAAAAUUUGAUCCUCGGCAAAUUUUUUAUGUUGAAGCUCAUGGUACUGGUACCCCCGUGGGUGAUCCUAUUGAAGCAAAUUGUUUAGGUCGAUUUUUCAAUCGAUCAUCUCUUGAUCCUCCAUUAUUGAUUGGUUCUGUUAAGAGCAACCUAGGGCAUACAGAAGGAGCAGCUGGUGUUGCAUCACUCAUCAAAGUUGCCAUGUGUAUGUACCAUCGAACUAUUCCACCAAGUAUGCAAUUCACAUCAUUGAAUCCGAAAAUAGAAGCACAACGAUACAAUCUUCACGUUGUUCAACAUUCUGUACCAUUUCCUCCUCAUCGUACUGCUGAACCAAUAGCUAUAGGUAUCAACUCGUUUGGUAUGGGCGGUUCUACUGCACAUGCCAUUGUUGAAGAAUACCAACCAAUUGUAACACCCAUCAUUAAUGGACAUAUAUAUGAUCAUUAUAAUGGAAAUCAACGAGAAAAUAAACAAUAUUUCAUCUUUAUUUUCUCAACAAAAAGUCGUCAAUCUCUCAAUGAUCAACUGAUCCAAUUCAAUCGUUGGUUAGAAACAAAACCAGUUAAUAAUAUAGAUGAUGAUCAAGCUUUUCUUCAACGUAUAUCUCAACAACUUCUUCUUAAAAGAACUAUUAGUUAUCAACAUUUAGCAAUCUUUGUUUUUCUUAAUCGUCAACAAUUGCAAGAACAAAUCAAUGCUCUUCUUACUGAACAAACAUUAGCAGGCUUUUCAAUUGUAUUACGUCCAACAAUACCAUUAUCACAGAAAAUAUGUUUUGUUUUUAGUGGACAAGGUCCACAAUGGUGGGCUAUGGGUAGACAAUUAUAUGAAAGUGAACCUAUUUUUAAUAAAUGGAUUAAUUUAAUUGAUGGAGAAAUGACAAAAAUUAAUAAUGGUGAAUGGAGAUUAUUAGAAGAAUUAAUUGAAAAGAAAACUGAACAAGAAUCUCGUAUUAAUGAUACAAAUAUUGCUCAACCAACAUUAUUUGCUAUACAAGUUGCAUUAGCAGCUUUACUUGUUUCUUGGAAUAUUUAUCCAUCAUCUAUAAUAUCACAUAGUGCUGGUGAUCAAGCCGCUGCUUUUGUUGCUGGUCGUUUAAGUUUAGAAGAAGCUGUUCGUGUUGUUUAUCAUCGAUCACGUCUUCAAAAUCGUAAUACAAGACAAGGUGGCCGUAUGUUAGCUGUUUCAAUGAGUGAAGAAGAAGUAAACGAAAAACUUCUCAAAGGUAUUGAACAUCUUGUUUGUAUUGCUGUUAUUAAUAGUCCUCGUUCGGUUACGCUAAGUGGAGAUGAGAAAACUAUUGAUGAAUUACAACAAAUACUUACAAAACUUUAUCCAAAUGUUUUUAAAGCUCGUCUUCGCAUAGAAAAUGCAUUUCAUUCUCAUCAAAUGGAUCGAUUUGAUAUUGAAAAAGAAAUGCUAUCAUCAUUGAAAGAUAUUGGUGGACUUCCUUUAGUAGAUCCACAACAUAUGUUUCAUCCAAAAUGUGCGCAAGCACGUCUCUAUUCAAGUGUUGUGGGUGGUCGAUUAAGUGAUGAGACGCCCGUCGAUGCUCGUUAUUGGUGGUCAAAUGUGCGACAAUGUGUUCGAUUUUAUGAUGCUAUCACAUCUAUUACAAAUGAUGGCAAUGCAAGUGUUUUUCUUGAACUGUCACCACAUCCAGUAUUGGCAACAUCGAUUCAAGAAUGUUACCAAUCGAUAAAUCAACAACCACUUAUUCUUCCAACAUUAAAACGAAAAGAAAAUGAACAAAUAACAUUACUUACAAGUUUAGUACAGCUAACAACAUCAUCUCAUGUUUGGCAACAAUAUUUUCAUACUCGAAAUGUAUUACCUAUGAAAGAAAACGAGCAACUUUUCGAUGAUUUUCCAUUAUAUUCAUUUCAUCUUGUUCCAUGUUGGUAUGAAUCAAAAGAUGCAGUUAUCAAACGUCUAGCUAAUCGUAUUCCUAUUCAUCCUUUGCUUGGUGUACGUCAAUUAACAGGACAAACAACUGCGACAUGGAAAAGUCUUAUCAAUAUUAAUUUACCAAAAUAUGCUUAUUUAAAAGAUCAUAAAAUUCAAGAUAUAAUUCUUUUUCCUGCUGUUGCUUUUGUUGAACUUGCUACAGCUGCAUGCCAUCAACUACUUUCACCAACAACAGAUGAUAAACAACCGACAAUUAUUUUUGAACAAGUCAAAUUCAUCAAAGCACUUGUGCUUACUGAACAUGAAUUGAUAGAAAUAUUUACACAAAUUAUCAUGCCAAUGCGUGAAUGGUACAUUUAUAGUCGACCAUGGUCAUCAGCUGGUUCGAAUUGUAUGCGUUCGUCAGGUAUGGCCAGUGCUGACAUGAUUGAUUCUUUUCUCGAUCAACAUACACUAAGUCAAUUUUCCUUGAAUGAGUUCACUUUACAUGCGCAUGGUCAAAUUGAAAUCAACAAUAUUAUUCAACAAAAAUCAACAACACUGCUGAAUAUUGAUACAAUUCAUUACACAUGGUCGACACAUGAUACCACAAAUGUUUAUAAUCAUCUAUCAACACGAGGUUAUCAAUAUGGAUCUUCUUUUCAAAAGAUACAAUCAUUACAUGGCACAACAUCAUCAGUUGUAGCUCAACUGUCAAAUGAUCUUAGCGCAAAAAAUGAUCUUUCAUCUUAUCAUCUACUUCAUCCAACUUUAAUGGAUGCGUGUCUUCAUCCACUUCUAACUUUGUUACCUGGUUUCGACACCACAUUUAUUCCAGUUAGUGUUCAGAAGAUUGUCAAUAAAGGCAAAAUGAAUCUAUCUUAUUCAAAUCUAGAAGUACGAGGAAAAUAUCAUGAUAAUAUAAGUGGUUUAGGACAAGAAGGAACAUAUACACUAGAUUUAUCAAUUAUGCCAAUUGAUAGUAAUACAGAAGAGCCAAUAUUUACUUUCGAAGGUGUUACUCUUCAACAAAUUUCAGGUGCACAAUCUGGUCGAUGGACAUUAGAGAAAUCCAUUUUUGAUAAAUUAAAUAUCACAGUUGAUUUGCCUAAUGUCGAUCAUAGAGAACAUAUAGAUAGUCUUCUAAAAGACUAUUGUAUGAAACAAGUAUGGAAUGAUUCACCAAUAAUAACAAGUGUAGCUGAUUUAUUUCCAUCACCUGAGAAGAUUCUUAAUAGUAAAAUCGAUAAUGUUAGCAAUCAAGAUGUAGUUGAAUCAAUUGAACCAUUCAACAAACUAGCUGCAUAUUAUGCUCAACAAUCACUAGCAGAGCUCGAUUUAAGUCUUGUUGAUGAUCAAUAUCGUCCUUUAUUGAAUACUUGCUACUUCUUAACCUCACUUUUAUGCGAACAAGUAGCAUUACACUCUACACAACUUUGUCUUAUACAGCUGCUCGAUCGUUUUCCACGUCUCGAACCAAUUCUGACCUUAUUAAACGCGUAUGGGUCGCGAUUAAAAGCCAUUUUUACAGGACAACAGAGUGGAGUGGAUGUAUUCUUAGGAAACGAUGAUACCGGACGUCUUUUACAACAAGUAAAAAACAUCAUGAGUGCAAAUAAAACAGAAAUGGUAUUUGAUGUAAUUGAUCAACAUCUUCGGGUUGAACAUAAACGAAAUAGCUAUGGCUCACUUAGCCACUAUCGAUUGCGCAUAUGUUGGUUUGCUAGUAGUGAAUGUUCGGAUGUCCUUCCUAUUCUUGAUCUGUUGCUCAAUUUAUCACAUCAUACAGAUCUAUGGAUUGACUUUCAUUAUGCGAAUAUGGACACGACACAACUUGCACAAGCCGAACAAAUAUUUGAAACACGUUUCGCUGAUCAAACUCGUUUAUCGAUUACAUACGAUCAAACACUUGAUUUGUUUAACAGUGAAACAUUUACCAAAAUACCGAUCGAAUCAUUCGAUAUUAUUUUUGCUGCAAAUCAGCUUCCAAGAAAUGAAGAUUUAGCAGAAUCUCUUAUCAAUCUUCGUCGCGUACUUGUUCCUAAUGGUCUUCUUUUAUUGCUUGAAUUAAUUGGUGUUCCUCUAUAUUUUGAUCUUAUACUAGGUCUACUUGAUCAAUGGUGGUCAUCAUACAAUAAUACUCGUGCUUUGAAUGAUAUCCAACAAUGGAUCACAGUUUUAAAACAAAUAGGUGGAUUUACAACUGUUACGCCAAUAUGGAGUCAAUACGAAAGUACACUAAUUAUAGCUCAGAAAACGAUGUCUCACGAAAUACUACAGACACUUGAUGAAAGAAAACAUCAAAGAUGGCUUCUCUUUGCCAAAGAUGAUGUUGAAAGUCUUGGCAAGAAUAUGAUCUCGUUUUUACCAUGUACAAAUUAUCAAUUCUUUGAUAUUCAUAAUUCAGUCCCAGAAGUAAUUCGUUCCGAAAUUGAAGAAAUGGUAACAACACAUACACAAUUGUAUAUUGUUUUUGCAUGGCCACUUGAACAAACAUUACUUGAUGAUGACGGUGAUUUAGCAUUCAAACAACAUGAAGAAAUUAUGUGCAGUACAUUAUCUCUCAUUCUUCAAACAAUUCAUACAAAAUCUUCUCAUUUUCAUCCAUUUGUGUUUGUUAUCACGCAUCAUGCGCAGCUUAAUAUCGGUUCUGAUUGCAAUUUAAUCACAUCACCAAUUAUUGGGCUUGCGCGAAGUUUGAUGAUUGAAUACGAGCCACAUCGAUUAAAACUGAUUGAUCUACAAGCAUCACUGACAUCAAUCAACAAGCCAAUAUUUGCGCGUGCUUUAAUACAACAUAUGAUGAAUUCUCGAUAUUCAAAUAAUACGUCUGAAAUUGUUUUGCAUCUUGACACGAACGAAAAUCAAGUCAAACAUAUAAAAUGGCAUUUUGAAAUGCUUCAAAAAUCUGUUGAUGAUGAUAAUAAUAAACAAGAGAAAUCUAAAUUAGAACAAAUUUCUAUUAUUCCUAAACGAGAUGCUGAUCAAAAACCAUUUCGUAUUUGUGUACCACAAUCUCGUUUUCUUUCUGAAUUAACAUGGAUUGAAGAAGAUAGAGAAAAAGACUUAUUACCAGGUAUGGUAGAAGUUCGCGUUCAUUGUGUUGGUAUUAAUUUUCGUGAUGUACUUAAAUCACGUGGUUUGUAUCCACAUACACGUACUUUUGCACAAUCUGAUGAAGAUCAACCAAAAGUUAAUCGAGAUACAGAACCAGGUUCAGAUUUUGUUGGUACUAUUGUACGUGUAGGUCCUACAACUAAUUUUCAGGUUGGUGAUCAUGUUCUAGGUACUAGUAGUCUUGGUGCAUACCAUUCUCAUAUUAUAAUUAAUUCACAACUUAUAAUACGUAUUCCAUCUGAAUGCCCACUUACCGAUGAACAAUUAUGUGGUAUGCCAACUCCACUUCUAACAGUUAUAUAUUCUCUUAAAUAUCGUGCUCGUUUACAAGCUGGUCAAACUGUUCUUAUUCAUGCUGCAACAGGUGCUGCAGGUCAAAUGUGUAUUCAAUAUUGUCAAUUUAUUGGUGCUCGUGUUAUUGCUACAGCUGGAACUGAUGAAAAACGACGUUUUCUUCAUGAACAUUAUGGCAUUGAACAUGUAUUUAAUAGUCGAGAUGCUUCUUUUGUUAAUAAUAUACGUCAGAUUCUUCCACAAGGUGUUGAUGUUAUUGUUAAUUCAUUAUCAGAUAAUUUACUAAAAGAAUCAAUUAAAUUAUUAGCAUAUCAUGGUAAUUUUGUUGAAUGGGGCAAACGAGAUGUUUAUCAUAAUGGGAAUUUAUCAAUGUUUCAAUUACGAUCAGAUUGUAGUUUUCAUGUGAUUGACUUCACUGGACUUGUUGAUCAUGUAUUACCUAUUAUUCGUCUUAUGCUAGAAGAAGCAAUUGAUUUAUUUGUUCAAUGUAAAUUACGUGCUGUUGAACCAACAGUUAGUUAUGAACCAUCUCAAGUAAUAGAAGCAUUAUUAAGAUGUAAUAGUGAUCAAGUUAUGGGUAAAACAGUUUUUCGUAUAACUUCAUCUGAUCAACCAUUAAAUAUUAAUAAAAAACAAUCUAAUAGUUUAUUAAAAGUUGUAAGUGAUAAUACAAUGUUUCCAUCAGAAGUUUGUAAUCAAGGAACAGUUUUAAUAUCUGGUGGUUUUGGUGGUCUUGGUUUAACAAUGUCUCGUUGGAUGAUAGAGAAACGCUAUGUUAAACAUAUAACACUGAUGAGUCGUCGAACCUUAGCUGAACUUGAGCAAUCUUCCAAUCCGCAAUAUGAUGAUUGGUUACGAUUGAAACGAACAGUAAAUGAAUAUAAUGCUCAUGUUGAUGUUGUACAAGCAGAUGUAACAAAUUUUCAACAAGUUCAUGAUUUGAUUGUAAGACUUAAUCAAAGCUCUUAUCCUGUUCGAGGUAUUAUUCAUAGUGCUGUUAUUGCAGAAGAUCGUACUCUCAGUAAUUUAACACAAGAACAUAUAACACGUGUUCUUGCACCAAAGGCUCGCGGUGCUUGGAUUCUUCAUCAAGUAACACAACUUACUCAUACUCCGCUUCACUUUUUUAUUAUGUUUUCAUCAAUUCGAAAUCAUCUCCUUGAAUUAGCAUCUGCCGGUUACAAUGCUGGUAAUCAAUUUCUUGAUGCUCUUGCACAUUAUCGUAUGCAAAAACUCAAUUUACCAGCUCUGUCUAUCAGUUUACCAGCAGUGAGCGGUGCUGGCAUGUUUCAUAGACAACGAGAAUGGUUAACAAGUUUUCAAACGACACAAGGCUUUGAAUUAGUACCAACAGUGGUCGUAUUUGAAUUGAUAGAACGUUUUCAUAAACAUCAGAAUAAUUGUCCAUGUCCCAUUAUUUUUGCUGUUAACUGGCAAACUUUGUAUGAAAGACGCCACAAACUAGCAACAUUCCAGUUAGCUCAAAUAGCACAGCAACGCUUUGUCGAAAUGAAGCUCAGCAACACAUCUGUAUCAUCAAGAAUCGACGGUACGGCUAGUUUUGACUUGAAUAAAAAGGAGACUAUUAUUGAGCGAACUCAGGAAGCUGUAGCUCGCCUCUUAGGUGCAGGUAGUGUCGAUCGUAUAUUGAUUGAUCGUUCACUUGUGAGUCAAGGCAUGGAUUCAUUAGCUGCUAUCUCACUGUACAAUUGGUUGGGACAAGAAAUUGGUGUCUAUAUACCAUUAGCUGAUCUACUUCAAGGGUAUUCUAUUGAAACAAUUGCAACAGUUAUAUAUAAUAAGCUCCACGAACAACAACAAGUUACCACAGCAAUUACUAAAGAACAUAAUGUAGACUCUGAUCUGAUCGAUGAAAAUAAUAUCAAAUUAUCUAAUACGUCCGUACACACUAGUACAGAAAAUAUCAUUUGUAUUCAACGUCCGACUCAAAAACAUAGUUCUAUUCUCUUCUAUGUCUCGGAACAGCCAAUCACUGAUACUGACGAGUCCUUUGCACUAUUUAUGCACAAAUUAUCUAAACAACAAAGUGAAAUAGUAACAGCUACUAUCUAUGUUAUACAAAUGCCGUUAACGAUAUUAGAUACAAGUACGUCUGCUUAUGCUCAAAAUAUGAUCUCGCAAAUGCGUCGUAUUCAACCACGCGGAGCUUAUCAGUUAGUGGCUAAUCGCAACAAACAAGAAGAAAUCAUUGCACGUGAAAUGAUACAACAGCUUAACAAUCAUUCAAUGAUAAUCGAUGUGCGAUUGAUUCUUUUGGAUGAUUAG
Messenger RNA from Adineta steineri, 8520 nucleotides. NCBI's taxonomy places the organism in Eukaryota, Metazoa, Rotifera, Eurotatoria, Adinetida, Adinetidae. The record is from the annotation of a GenBank genome assembly.